Molecule: messenger RNA, 444 nt
Organism: Ostertagia ostertagi
Lineage: Eukaryota; Metazoa; Nematoda; Chromadorea; Rhabditida; Trichostrongylidae
Source: the annotation of a GenBank genome assembly
AUGAAUGUUGACCGAUACAUCUCUCGAGCUCAUGACCUUGGCAUUUCGGACGAGCUCAUCGAGAAGUCGUUGAAUAAAAUGGCCGCUAAGUUAAAGACGUCUGGUCGAUGGUCUGAGGCAGCCAAGGCUUUGAGAGUUGCGAGAGCUUCCUCUGGCUUGCUCAUCGAAGCGUAUUCGAAGGCAGGUGAAUGGAUGAAUGCAGUGGAGGUCGCAGAACGUUCCAAAGAGAUGUCAGCGGUAAAAGACCUACUGGUUGAUCGUGCUCAUGCUAUGCUCAAGGAGUUUGCGGUUCGAGCAGAACAGUUCCAUAGUCACACAAAACGGCUUGAGGUUGUUCGUGGCAUCAAAAGGGAACGUAUCAUCAAUGUGAAAGACGGUAUCGAAAAUGGCGGAGAUCUUGAGGUAACACAGUAUGCUAAAGAUGUCAAGUGCCUGACGUUAUGA